ACUCUUAUCUCUUUCUCUUCUUCUGGAAAAAUAAACCAUCUCUCUCUCUCUCUCUCUCUCUCGUCUUACUGCGUCUAUUUCCAUCGACCUUCCUCCGAUUCUUCAAUCACAAAUUCCCUUAUAAACCCAAAAAGCUCUCCCCAGAUCUUCACAAAAAUACUUGAUACAAUUUCAGAUCCCGAUCCACCGACAAUGUCAACCACCGUCCCACCCGUCCUCCCGAUCUCCACCACCUCUGUCGCCGCCGCCGGAUCCAUCGAUUCCCAGGCCUCCCAGCCUCGGAUCGCCACCAUGGUCUUCCGCGCCUUCAUCAACCACAUCACCGACACUGUCCGCAACGGCCUCUCCCAGCGCCGCCCCUGGGCAGAGCUUGCCGACCGCUCCGCCUUCUCCAAGCCCGAGUCGUUCUCCGACGCCACCCUCCGCGUCCGCAAGAACUACUCCUACUUCCGCGUCAACUACCUCGCCGUCGUCGCCCUCAUUGUCGCCGUCUCCCUCUUCACCCACCCCUUCUCCCUCGGCCUCCUCGCCGCCUGGCUCUUCCUCUACCUCUUCCGCCCCACCGAUCAGCCCCUCGUUAUCUUCGGCCGGACUUUCUCCGACACCCAAACCCUAAAGGGCCUCGUCGGCCUCAGCGUCUUCGUCGUCUUCCUCACCUCCGUCAGAUCCGUCCUCAUCUCCGCUCUCAGGGUCGGAGUUGCCGUCGUACUCCAUAUUCACCAUGAUCAAUUAACCUGGAUAGUCUGAAUUCAAGGGAUUGAAGAGAUUUCAUACUGUGUUUGUAGAGAGCGAGGUUGCGAAUCACCUCGGAUGAAAGAAGCCAUCGACCAUUAAAACUCGUUCCUCGUGCUUCAACCCGAGACCAUGGAGAAGCUCCAGCGAGAACACAAUCAGCACUGAGUAGGAGGCUGAAACCAUGGCAGUGAUUGAACCUAAGAAGAUCAUCAUUGAGAUCCUGGUAUCGAUUUCGGCCAAGUCAAUUGCAGAGUGAAGCUGCUUUAUUUGCUUCCCCAUGUACUCACCAACUUGAUUUCAGCAAUCGAUCCCCAGAAAGUUGAAAUAAAAUGAAUAAUAUCAAGAAUCUGAUCAAUUUCAAUUUCGGAACUGCAAAGAAGCAAUAGGACUCGAUACUGGACCAUGAAUAGAAGCAAUUGUAGACCGAAAAAAAAAAAAAAAAAAAAAAAAAAAAAAAAAAAAAAAAAAAAGCAAUUGAAACUCUGAUUCCUACCGGUUGGUCCCACCAUGUCAAAAUUGCAAAGAAGCCACGCACAACAAAACUGAGACAAUUAAGGGGAAAGCAACCCCUCUACAGGGCACUGACCUAAAAAAAAGUGGCUGCAGCGUGGCAAUUACCCAUUGACACGCACAUGUGUGUCCUUUGGCCCAAAUAUGUCACGAAUGUGUAUGUGGCCAUUGCCAAUAAUUGUAGUAGUGA
This is a messenger RNA of Rosa rugosa (rugosa rose), 1435 nucleotides long. Its product is annotated as PRA1 family protein B4-like. The transcript is spliced from 4 exons. Gene Ontology annotation, cellular component: endoplasmic reticulum; Golgi apparatus. The record is from RefSeq and is a predicted model, not a curated record. Gene Ontology annotation, biological process: vesicle-mediated transport. The coding region runs from base 193 to 747 and encodes 184 amino acids. Lineage: Eukaryota; Viridiplantae; Streptophyta; Magnoliopsida; Rosales; Rosaceae.